Hippocampus comes (tiger tail seahorse) is the source of this 9133-nucleotide messenger RNA. It is a transcript of the gene cacna1g, whose product is annotated as calcium channel, voltage-dependent, T type, alpha 1G subunit. The coding region runs from base 480 to 7874 and encodes 2464 amino acids. Gene Ontology annotation, molecular function: high voltage-gated calcium channel activity. The record is from RefSeq and is a predicted model, not a curated record. Gene Ontology annotation, cellular component: membrane; voltage-gated calcium channel complex. Gene Ontology annotation, biological process: calcium ion import across plasma membrane. The transcript is spliced from 38 exons. NCBI's taxonomy places the organism in Eukaryota, Metazoa, Chordata, Actinopteri, Syngnathiformes, Syngnathidae.
GGACCACAUGCAAGAAGUCUGCGGAGAUUGUGUGUAGUGAUAUCGCCGAUUGGUUUCCCAUAGCUCAGGAUGCCAUUUGCGCAAACAAGCCUCCAACAGGCGCGCCUAUGCCGAAUCAAUUAAAGUAAUGCGCCGUGCAUCAAGUCGACUGCGCAUUCUCGAAUUCCCAACGCCAGAUGCUUCAUCAUCUUAAUCUUUCAGCAUGUCAUUUUUAUUUAUUUUUUUAAAUUUCACUUCACGCAGGGGCUUUCGUUUAAAGUGCACGCACAGCACCUGAAUGCUCGGGCAAAGGUGAGCAAUGACUUUCAGUCGGUAUCCAAAAUCGGUGCGACUUUUCUUUGAGGUCACCGGAACAAGUUUAGGGGGGAUGCUUAUUUUCGAGGUGUAUUGCUUUGAAUUGUGUGGGCUGUUGUCAGUCCGUUUGUUAUGCUCCUUGACUGAUUUUUUUUUUUUUCCAUACAUGGUUUGAACGAGCGUCAAUGUUGGUAAUCCUGCUUAACUGUGUCACCUUGGGCAUGUUUCAUCCCUGUGAGGACAUCGACUGCCACUCUGACAGAUGUAAAAUCCUGCAGGAUUUUGAUGACUUUAUCUUUGCGUUUUUUGCCAUUGAGAUGGUGAUCAAGAUGGUGGCUCUGGGAAUUUUUGGCAAGAAAUGUUACCUCGGAGAUACGUGGAACCGCUUGGACUUCUUCAUCGUGAUAGCAGGAAUGUUGGAGUAUUCCCUCAACCUGCAGAAUGUCAGUUUUUCGGCAGUGAGGACGGUUCGGGUGUUGAGGCCACUGAGGGCCAUCAACCGGGUGCCAAGUAUGCGUAUCCUGGUGACCUUGCUGCUCGACACUCUGCCCAUGCUUGGGAACGUGCUGUUGCUCUGCUUCUUUGUCUUCUUCAUAUUUGGCAUCGUGGGAGUCCAGCUGUGGGCCGGCCUGCUCCGAAAUCGCUGCUUUGUGGAGGACAACUUCUCGUUCCCUCUGUCUGUGGAGCUCGAGAAAUACUACCACACUGAAAACGACGACGAGAAUCCCUUUAUCUGCUCUCAGCCCCGAGAGAACGGCAUGAGGGACUGUAGCUCAGUGCCCAAGCUCUACGACGAAGCCGAUCUGCAGUGCAAUCUCGACAUGUACUCGUACAACAGCACCGAUAACACCACCUGUGUGAACUGGAACCAGUACUACAGCAACUGCUCUGCCGGUCUGGUGAACCCUUUCAAAGGGGCGAUCAACUUUGACAACAUCUGCUACGCCUGGAUUGCCAUUUUCCAGGUGAUCACUCUGGAGGGCUGGGUGGAUAUCAUGUAUUUUGUGAUGGAUUCUCACUCUUUCUACAACUUCAUCUACUUCAUCUUACUAAUUAUCAUUGGCUCGUUCUUCAUGAUCAAUCUCUGCCUGGUAGUCAUUGCCACUCAGUUCUCUGAAACCAAGCAGCGAGAGAGUCAGCUGAUGAAGGAGCAGAGGGUACGCUUCAUGUCCAACGCCAGCACCUUGGCCUCUCUCUCGGAGCCGGGUUCCUGCUACGAUGAGCUGCUCAAGUACCUUGUCCAUGUGGUCCGAAAGGGAGCCAAACAGGUGGCCCACAUCUGCAGGUUCUUAGCACGUCGCGCGGGACUCAACAUUGCCGCCUCUCCGCCUCCAGUGGAACCCCAACAAAGGCAGAGCCAGAAGAGGAGGAGAAAGUCCUCAAGACAGGGGUCAUUGUCUGUUUACCACAUGGUCCACCCUCACCCUCACUACCAUUACCAUCUUGGGAAUGGUAGCGUGAGAGCAGGAGGCGGCAUCAGGUGUCUGGAAGGUCAAGACGCGGAUCCAUCUUCUCGCAACAACAACGUGGGAGCCUCCUUUGGCGGAACCCUGACUUUAGCGCCACCGCCACGCUCAGUCACGACAGCAACUUCCGACAGCAAUCUAGUGGGAUGUGGGGAUUCACAUUCAACCCUCGGCGCGCCCCGCCGAGAAACCCUUUGCUAUACCCCCACAUCCUCAACCCUGUUCCAAACUCCAGGCCCAUUCUCCUUGACUUCAGCGUUGACGUCCAGGGCGAUGAAGAGGAACUCUGUGCCGUUUGCUGCUCCCGGUCCGAAGAAUUACCCCACUCUCCAGGACAGAGCUCUAGCAGAGUCGCGACGAGGUAGCGUGGCAACCAGUACUCUCACGAAUAUCGGCCUCAACAUCCCACCGAUGUCCUAUGGGAGAAGGCGGCAGAGCCUGGCGGACACCCGCAACCCCGCAGCUGCAGCCCAGCCCGCUUGCCAGCUGUCGGCUCGCGACCUCAGCGCCAUGAGCAGCGCCGUGGACGUGGCGGGGUUGCCAAUGGACCCCGAAGGUUGCCCCUAUUGCGCCAAAGCCCUCGCCAAUGAGUCGGAGGGCGGCACAGAGACGCCGGGAGACUCCGACAGCGAGGGGGUCUACGAGUUGAGCCAGGAGACGCGCCGCAGGGACAGGCGGGACAGUCGGCAGCCCAAGAAAAAGCCUUUCAGGUUGGGGAAAACGGCUGGAAAGGUGGUGCACUUCUGGAGGUUGGUGUGCGAUACGUUUCGCAAGAUCGUCGACAGCAAGUACUUUGGACGUGGGAUCAUGAUCGCCAUCUUGAUCAAUACUCUCAGUAUGGGGAUCGAGUAUCAUGAACAGCCUGACGAACUGACCAAUGCCCUGGAGAUCAGUAAUAUAGUGUUCACCAGCCUCUUCUCCCUCGAGAUGCUGUUAAAAGUGUUGGUCUACGGACCUUUUGGAUACAUCAAGAACCCCUACAAUAUCUUUGAUGGCAUCAUCGUGGUCAUCAGUGUGUGGGAAAUCGUGGGUCAGCAAGGUGGAGGUUUGUCCGUGCUGAGGACCUUCCGACUCAUGAGGGUGCUGAAGCUGGUCCGAUUCAUGCCGGCCCUACAGAGGCAACUGGUGGUGCUCAUGAAGACCAUGGACAACGUGGCCACCUUCUGCAUGUUGCUUAUGCUCUUUAUCUUCAUCUUCAGCAUUCUGGGAAUGCAUCUGUUCGGUUGUAAAUUUGGUUCCGAGCGGGAUGGAGACACCUUACCGGACAGGAAAAAUUUUGACUCGCUUCUGUGGGCCAUCGUGACUGUUUUCCAAAUUUUAACCCAAGAAGACUGGAACAAGGUAUUAUAUAACGGCAUGGCAUCCACAACUCCGGUAGCGGCUCUCUACUUCAUUGCCCUUAUGACUUUUGGUAACUACGUUCUGUUCAACCUGCUGGUGGCCAUCUUGGUUGAAGGCUUCCAAACUGAGGAAGUGGCCAAGCGGGAGGACUUGCAUGCCCAACUGAGUCUAAUUCAGCUGCCUGUAGAUGCAGGGGGUGACUCUUCUAAAUCAGGUUCAGAGAUUGAUUCCUGUGCGCGCAGUAUGGAGGAUGUUAACGGCAGUAAGAGGGAGUUAUCGGCCUCUGCAGUAGUACCCGUGAAUGGUCAUGUGGAUCUGAAGACCAGCCUGACUCCUCCACUGAUUACCCACACGGCAGCCACUCCGAUGCCUAUACCGAAGUUGCCCAUUCUGGGUGACCCCAUCCAGGGCUACGAGUCCCGCCGAGGCAGCAGUGUCUCCAUCGACCCAACCUCCUAUGACAAGUCACCGACCAGUGCUCGGAGUGCUUCCCCUUAUGCACAUUGGAGCACCAGUAGUGGCCGCAACAGCCGCCGAUCGAGCUGGAACAGCCUUGGUCGCGCCCCGUCCCUCAAACGCCAGAAACGGCAAUCUGGGGAGCGACAGUCCCUUUUAUCGGAAGAAGGUGGCUCGAGCUCCGAAGAAGGUGAGGCUGGAGGAGAGGGAGGAGGCGGAUUGAUGGAGGACGACGACGCCUCCUUGGCCAGGACGGACUCCAUGUCCCAGUCGAAGAGAGAGCCGCGUCACCGGAGGAUGGAGUCGAUGGAGACGCGGAGCUCCAUGGAUUUGCCUCCUGAUGCCCUCCUGCAGGUUCCAUAUCUAUAUCGCUCAGCUAGUAUGCACAGCUCCAGACCCCCUUUACCGGGUACCUUCCGGCCUGCAGAGCAUCGCGACUGUAAUGGGAAGGGCACGCCCUCACUUUUGGCCCCCACGCAUGUCUCGUUGGAGGAGAACGCUGAAGAGGAGAACGCUGAGGAAGACGCCAAUCUGGGUCGUCUUGCCAGAUUGUUUCGCUGGCUCGAAAAGAAACAACCGGAGUGGUGUCGACAAAGAGACACCUGGUCGCUCUACCUCUUCUCGCCGGAGUCAAGGUUUCGUUUCGCGUGCAACAAGAUCAUCAACCACAAGAUGUUCGACCAUGUGGUGCUGGUUAUCAUCUUCCUCAACUGCAUUACGAUCGCGAUGGAGCGGCCUCGCAUCGACCCCGCCAGUGCCGAACGGAUCUUCCUCACGUUGUCCAACUACAUCUUCACAGCAAUCUUUGUGACCGAGAUGACCAUCAAGAUUGUAGCUUUGGGUUGGUGCUUUGGCGACAAGGCCUAUCUGAGGAGCAGUUGGAACAUUCUGGAUGGGAUGUUAGUGAUGAUAUCUGUUAUCGACAUCCUGGUCUCUUUUUUUUCCAACUCGGGUACCAAGAUCUUGGGGAUGCUCAGGGUGCUGAGGCUCCUGCGUACUCUAAGGCCUCUGCGUGUCAUCAGCAGAGCGCCGGGUCUCAAACUGGUCGUGGAGACCCUGAUGUCUUCACUGAAGCCCAUCGGCAACAUUGUGGUCAUCUGCUGUGCCUUCUUCAUUAUCUUUGGCAUCCUUGGUGUCCAGCUCUUCAAAGGCAAGUUCUUUGUUUGUCAAGGAGAGGAUGUCAGGAACAUCACAAACAGGUCGGACUGUUUACAAGCCAGUUACAGAUGGGUCAGACACAAGUACAACUUCGACAACCUGGGACAGGCCUUGAUGUCUCUAUUUGUUCUGGCGUCCAAAGACGGCUGGGUGGAUAUUAUGUACGAUGGACUAGAUGCCGUCGGGGUAGACCAACAGCCAGUGAUGAACUACAACCCGUGGAUGUUGCUGUACUUCAUCUCCUUCCUCCUGAUCGUGGCCUUCUUUGUGCUCAACAUGUUCGUGGGCGUGGUGGUGGAGAACUUCCACAAGUGUCGGCGCCACCAGGAGGCGGAGGAGGCCAAGCGCAGGGAGGAGAAGAGACUGAAACGCAUGGAGAAAAAGAGACGGAAUUUAAUGGUUCCAGGGGUGAGUUGGGCCCUCUCUGAAGGCACAUUAAAAGAAGCUCAGAGUAAGCCCUACUACUCCGAUUACUCCCCCACCCGUUUGAUUAUCCACAAGAUGUGCACGAGCCACUACCUGGAUCUCUUCAUCACCAUUGUCAUAGGGCUCAACGUCAUCACAAUGUCCAUGGAGCACUACCAGCAGCCGAAGGAACUGGAUGAAGCAUUGAAGAUCUGUAACUACAUCUUCACUCUCAUCUUUGUUCUGGAGUCAGUCUUCAAAUUGGUGGCUUUUGGCUUUCGACGCUUCUUUAAGGACAAGUGGAACCAGCUGGAUCUGGCCAUCGUGUUGCUCUCCAUCAUGGGCAUCACUCUGGAGGAAAUCGAGGUCAACGCUUCACUGCCCAUUAACCCGACCAUCAUCCGCAUCAUGAGAGUCCUGAGGAUUGCACGAGUACUGAAGCUCCUCAAGAUGGCGGUGGGGAUGCGGGCUUUGCUCGACACCGUGAUGCAAGCUCUACCUCAGGUGGGAAAUCUGGGUCUUCUCUUCAUGCUCCUCUUCUUCAUCUUUGCAGCCUUGGGAGUGGAGCUGUUUGGUGACUUGAUUUGCGAUGAACUCCAUCCUUGUGAAGGCCUGGGACGCUAUGCGACAUUCAAAAACUUUGGGAUGGCGUUUUUGCUGCUCUUCAGAGUUUCGACUGGGGACAACUGGAAUGGCAUCAUGAAGGACACUUUAAGAGAUUGCGCCCAUGAGACCAGUACCUGCUACAACACCGUUGUCUCUCCCAUCUACUUUGUCUCCUUCGUCCUGACCGCUCAAUUCGUCCUGGUCAACGUCGUUAUCGCUGUCCUGAUGAAACACUUGGAAGAGAGCAACAAGGAAGCCAAGGAAGAGGCGGAGCUAGAGGCGGAGUUAGAGCACGAGUUCCACGGUGACGGGGGAGACGUGGCAACAAGGUCGCCCCAGCUCAACCCUCUCACACUGGGCAUGGACAGGUCCAGUUCUGGGGGUUCCCCGUGGAGGUCCGCCGGAGGUGGGGACUCACCAACUGUCGAUAUCCCCAGAGACCCAGUAAACAUCCGAGAAGAGCCUCCCUCGUGCCCGGAACCACUUCCGGAGUUGGUCCAGCAAAGAGCGCAGUUUGACUCGGUUUCCCUGCUCAUCCGGGGUUCAAUGGAAGGGGAGCUGAGUUUGAUGGACAACUUGUCCGGCUCGGUGUGCCACUACUACGCGCUUGCCCCCAAAGCCAGCAAGCACAACCCGGACAAAAAGAUUCCUCUAGCUGAGAUGGAAGCUCUGUCUCUGGCCUCAGAGAAAUCCUGGUCCCUAGCUCUGACAGAGGAAUCGCUCGCUGACGAUUUUAAUCCCCUCUCCCUAAGCAGCCUGGAAUUCAAUGCCGAGCAGCCCGACCCCGGCGAAGCCCUCGAGGACAACCUGCUGAGUGUCAGGAAGCCCGCGGUGGGACGCACGCACUCCCUACCCAACGACAGCUACAUGUUCUUCCCCCAGCAGGCCUUUGGCAAGCCCGUUGCAGCUUCAGCACAACUUCUAGCACAGACGCCUCUACCCCAGCGCGUACUAGGCUCCCAUUGGGCCCAGUCAGGCUCCAGGGGUUCAGUGCGUUCCCAACCUGAAGAAUUUUCCCAACGACUGACCAUCCCCACCGACCUCUUCAGACCCAUCAGCCCCCACAGCCACUCGGACUCUGAAGGUAUCCCGCGACUACCCCCUCCCAGACGCACGCACGCCGUGAGCCGCAAGCUCCGCAGACAGGUCGCAGUGUCGACAGAGUCGCAGGAGGCCCUGUGUUCAGAUGGAGGGGAAAGCAGUGAAGGACUUGCGAACGUGGCUUCUCCGGGCCUCCCUCCGUCCUCCUCUGGCUCCUCUUCCUGCUCCUCCACCUCCUCACCCUUCCCCUUCUCGCAGCAGCAACAGCAGCCAGCUCUCCAUCUGGUCCCCGCCACACCUGGCGCCUCCCCGAAACCUUCGCGCACCAGCAGUGCGCACACCCAGCUACGCGACCGGGACCCCCUUGACUCCCGCUCGCCCCGCUCGUCCUUACCACCGACGUCGCAGCAACAAAAUCGGGCCUCCGUGGAUCAGGAAGUGUCUCAAAUUACUGCGGGAGUGUUGACAGGAAGUGAUGACAUCACGGCACCGGGUGACAAACGAAGCAGCGGCAGCGACAUUGGAACGAAAGAGGCUAGCGAAAACAAUGCGGACUUCCGAGAAAGUGGCAGUUCUUGUUUGAGGGCGUUGAAGAGGUUUCAUAGUGUUGACACGCAAGGCCGUAGCAUUCUCCUGCCCCGCCCCCGCCCCCACUCCUGGUUGGACGACCCACGUCGCCACUCGGUGGAGGUUUGCUCCGCGGUGGAGUCCGGCCCCCAGUGCAGCGCCACGUCCACUUCCUCUGGUUUCGUGUCGCAGGCUGACAGUCUGCAAAUCCACAGCCAGACCUCCACUCAGACUUCACAGCCCUCGCCCCGACGGAAGAAGAAGAUGAGUCCUCCCUGCAUUUCUGCGGAAGCCCCCGAUGGAUCGAAGCCCCAGUCCAGCCUCUACCCUGCUCUUGGUGGCUUAGGGUUGCCCCCUCCCCUGCCCAAUCGGGACACCUGCCUGAGGAGGCGAGCGCUUUCCAGUGACUCCAAGGACUCCUUUGACCUCGGGGUCGGAGAGGGUUCAGGGCCGGAUCGUGACUCUCCAAAUCCCAACGCCAACCCCAAGCUACUGACACUUCCCGGUUUAUCCUUUGAGAAGACGAGCUCGGAGCACUGAUUCACAAAAAAAUACACGCAUAAAAACUCACCACAAGAUGAAACACAGACACCGAUGCACUUUGUGUAUCUCUGGUGGUGAUAGAACUAGUAAUAAUGCUGUAGAGAGUAAUAAUGUUUAAAAAAAAAAAAGCAUCUUUGGUUCCUUUUAGGAGCAGUGCUGUCAUAGUGUUCCCGGCCUUUGUUUGUAUUGGUAUUUAAUAUUAUGUUUUUUACUGCCAAUACAAUAAGACAGGAAAACUAAUAACACAUAGGAUCCCGCCCCGCCCCGCUACACUCGCAUGCCAAUGGCUGCAGUUUGAUCCAGUCACCUCUGGAGUGACGACAUGAAAUGACACGCAGUUGACGUUAGAACUUUUUGGUGUUUCACAGGGUCGACUUUGACCAUUCAUUUGGAGGUACAAAGCAAUAUGAACGUUUUAGAGGCACUAUUUUCUUAAAUUAUUGGGCCAUAAUGUUUAUGCAGGGCAUUGUUGCAUUUUAUUUUGUUCUGUUUUGUUUUUUUUUCUUCUUCUUCUUCAAUGCCGGCCUUUGGAUCUAAAUGGUUUAUCUUUGGCUUUAUUCCACUCUAGUUUUUUUUUUUUUUUAGCUUUCUUGGUUUAUUGAGAAAAGUGAACCAUGUACAGUAUUUGGAGGGAAAAAAUAUCUAUCUCUCAUCUCUCUCUCUCUCUCUGAAUAGGAUGAGUCUUAACCUCCAUGGCAGAGGCUCCGUUGAACCCCCGAGACAGAUUCACUGAACCCUGAGGGUUCGAUCGAACCCAGGUUGAGAACCACCGAUCUAGAUAGAGAUGUCGAUCUAUCUUUACAUCUAGAUAGAGACGUCUCUCCGUCUAGAUGUAAAGAUGGAUCUAUAUUUUUUUCCGACAAGUACGUGGUGCAAAUGUUAAUUUUCAUUGAUUAUCUUAUUCUCCCAAAUCAAUACAAAGCUGAAAAAAAGUGUUUUAAAUGCUAAAUUUGAUCAUGAUUUUUUUUUUUUUACCAUGGCCCGGUGGUCGACUGGUUAACGCGUCGUCCUCACAGCGCAGAGGUGCAGGGUUUGAUCUCGGCUCCGGCCUUACGCCACACCACAGUUCGAACUUUAACAUUGUUCGGACAUUGUUUAAAAAAAGUUGAGGGUUGUGGGCGGCGGUAUCAAUUUGUGUUUUACUUGUGUGAUGCUGAAAAUGAUAACAAAAAGCACAUUAUUUCACGUUCCGCCUCAUGAACCUAAUUCUAUCGUAUUUAUUUAUUUUUCAGAAUAAACACUUAUUUAAACUUGUA